AUGGGUGCAGCCCAGUCCAAUGAGCAUGGUGCAUCAUCCCCAGCAGAGGAGUUAAGCUUGGUUCUCGCUGAGCGCUUCGCCACAAAAUGCUUUACUCCAUUAGAGCUCACGCAUUUCAAAGACAAUUUCUACUCUCGGGCCUUGGAGCAGGGAGGCCUACGAUACUGGAAUGAAGAAGUCCUCUCAGACUUCUUAGGCAUCCCAGAUGGUAUAUACGUCGCCUCACAGAAACAGCCUUUAGAUGUAGGACCGGUGAUUUUUCGAAUGGUCUCUUAUCUGGGAGCAUUUCCAUUUCAAAACACGCUCGCGCCCAGUGUGUUGACCUUUGAGGCCAUGGUCAAGGUCGUUGUGCUCCUGACUGAGCGCUACAGCAAAGCUCUAAAGCGUGGACACAAGGAUCGAAUCAAGUUGCUCUUUGGCAGCCUGGCUGACGUAGGGAGGAAGACCCCCGCCGAGCCCUAUGGAAAAUCUACCACCGAAGAUUCCGAAGCUUCGGUUGAACGUUCCUAUGCGCUGGGUUUCUCCAUAGAUGAACCUGCCAACGAUGAAUACGAAGAAGACGAGGAUGAUGAUCUUGCACUUGCAGCACUGGAGUCUCUUGACGCGAUUGAAGUUUUCAAACACGAUCACCGUGUUGACAGGACUGUUUAUGAAACCCGGAUUUCGAUUGAUACAUUCCGCCGGUUGCUUAUGCUACUGCUUGUGAUUGCACCACUAAAGCCAUUGGAGUCUAUGAAAGUGUAUACCUCUGGACUGGAUGGUCGGCGUAUGGAAUUAGUUAAGAAAGAAGCGGACUGUAUCAUAGCAGCCUUUUCACCGGAGGAGAGUGAUGAUGGGAUAUCGUACAAGGCUUUUGCCCGUACAAUAUCGCUGUCUCUGCCAUAUCUGUUCGAUCCACUCACAGCUCUUUUCGAGCAUAUGCUUUUCAGCAAGAAUCUGAAUCUCUCUCAACACCGCCACAAAGAUCAAGCUACGGAGACCGAACAGGAAGAGAACGAAGAACUUCCCUCGCCAUCGGCUACACUUACACUUCCUGGAAGUUUUAAGUCGGCCAUAUUGGACUCAACACUUACCUCGCAUCUUUCAUUCUUCCUUCCAUCUACAUCAACCGAUAUAAAUGUCCUCCGAAGUAGCGUCAAACUACAUCCCGUCUUCUCCACAAGCGCUCACGGAUCUUCCCUAACAUCAUUCUCCCACCACGUCCUUACCUGGCAAACUGCCACCCUGCUCCUCCUGCAAGGAUCUCUAGCAGACUCAAACGGCGAAGAGUUGAUCACACUCGGCGCCUACAUCCCCCAAAUGUGGAGAACCUCCACAUCGGCCUCAAGCUCGUCUUCAAAAAACUCUGACAUCCUCCCUUGCCUCUUCCAACUAUAUCCAAAACACCUACUCCUUCCAGGCAACCCCUCCCUAUCCGCAAAGAAGCCCAACACCCCAAUUGCCUAUUUCUCACCCAACACCGGCAUUGCAAUCGGCUGCCGCAUCCCCGCUCCCUCUCGCACGCACCAGACCUACCCAACCCCGCACGGAGCGGGCAGUCUCAUCAUCGACGCAAACAUAGAGAUAGCUGAGUUCCACGCUGCAUCAUUCGGACACGACGGCGUCUUUUUACCCGCUGCCAAUACAUCCCUCGAAGACCCGCCGACUAACAUCAAGCUUGACCUGCAUACCCUAGAGAUUUGGGGCAUAAUCCCUGAUCCGGAGUCGUCGUUUUCCGCAGAUCCGAGAUUGAGUCCAGUGGAGAUCCAGCGUGCAAAGUGGGAAUUUGAGGCACGGGAGGCUGAGCGCCGUCGUAAUAUCAAUCUUAAGGCUGGGGCUGGCGAUUCCGCGAGAGAGAGUGCUAGGUGGCUUCUGGAAGCGGCUGGUAUUAUCGGGGAUGAGGCAAGAUACUCUGGCGAGCGGGGUUAA
This is a messenger RNA of Penicillium digitatum Pd1, 1908 nucleotides long. The record is from RefSeq and is a predicted model, not a curated record. NCBI's taxonomy places the organism in Eukaryota, Fungi, Ascomycota, Eurotiomycetes, Eurotiales, Aspergillaceae.